Galleria mellonella (greater wax moth) is the source of this 2258-nucleotide messenger RNA. RefSeq lists its product as uncharacterized. NCBI's taxonomy places the organism in Eukaryota, Metazoa, Arthropoda, Insecta, Lepidoptera, Pyralidae. Bases 1 to 855 code for a protein of 284 amino acids. The record is from RefSeq and is a predicted model, not a curated record. The transcript has 2 exons.
AUGGAUAUAAAUUCACUAAAACCAUUUAACAUCCAAGAUGGCGAUGUCGUCCAAUCUUGGCAAAAGUGGAAACAAAUAUUCAAUAACUACAUGAUAGCUAUGCAGUUCGACACAUGCUCGGAUGAAAGAAAAAUUGCCAUUCUACUACAUUCUAUGGGUGAGCAAUGUCUGGACAUAUAUAACUCAUUCAGUGAAAAAGAAAAGUCAACGUAUAUCUUAGUUUUGAAAUCCUUUGACGAUUAUUUUAUUCCAAAAAAGAAUUUGGCAAUAGAACGCCAUAAAUUUUUUACGUUGAAGCAAGAAAGUGAUUCCUUAGACACUUUUCUAACAAAAUUGAAAAAACAGGCAUCUGUAUGUGAAUUUGGACAAUUAAAAGAUUCUUUAAUUAGAGACAUGUUCAUAUGUAACAUGGAUAAAACAAAUAAUCACAUAAGAGAAAAAUUGCUUACUGAAAAUGAUGUAGAUUUAUAUAAAUUAGUGACUAUAUAUAAAUCUCUUGAGUUGUCAUUUAAUAGUACAUCAUAUCUCUCUCAAGAAAUUCCUGUAGCUACUCUGCGCAGUUCAAGAACAACAGCACAUUCUCACUCUAAACAGCUUUCUACAAGUCAAAAUGGAUUAAAACAACAGCAGGCUGUACCAUUUAAUAAUAAUAAUACAGCCAAUUUUGACAAUAAUAAAAAAUGUACCAGAUGUGGACAGUAUCACAGAUUUAAAUGUCCUGCUAAGUCUGUAAAAUGUAAAAGAUGUCACAAGAUUGGUCAUUAUUACAAUCUUUGUAGAACACCAAUAAAUAACAUUGAAUAUGAUGAAAUGGAUUCAUCUUUAAAUUCAGGGCCUGGGUUGUUUACCCUAUGAGUGUCAUUUGACUGUCUUACCUGAUGUACAACCAAAGAUUGAUGCUCAACGUAGAAUUCCAUUUGCAUUGCAAGACAGAUUGAAAGAAGAGCUGGACAGGAUGACAAGACUGAAUGUUAUAGAGAAAGUGUCAAAACCUACUAAAUGGGUUAGUUCUAUUGUUAUUGUAGAAAAAUCUAAUAAUAAACUUCGAAUUUGUUUAGACCCUAGAAACCUGAAUGAGGCAAUACAAAGAUCACAUUUUCCUUUGCCAACUAUUGAAGAUAUAAGAUCAAAAUUACAUGGGGCUAAAAUAUUUUCACACCUGGAUGCUUUUGCUGGGUUUUGGAUGAUACCUCUUGAUUCUGAGAGUUCAGACCUUUGCACUUUUAACACGCCACUAGGUCGAUACAAAUUCAAAAGAUUACCAUUUGGUCUUAAUUGUUCAACUGAAAUAUUUAGUAAAACACUUGUAGAAGCAUUCUCAGACAUACCGGGUGUAAUUAUAUACAUUGAUGAUAUAUUGGUUUAUAGUACUGAUGAGGCCUCACAUGUAGCAACUUUACAAAAAGUAUUCAAUCGAGCAGAAUCUAUAAAUCUUAAAUUUCAAAGAGAGAAAUGUGUCUUUCAACAAAAUGAAAUAAAAUUCUUAGGACAAAUAUUUAGUGCUGAAGGUAUGCGCCCUGAUUAUGACAAAAUCAAAGCCAUUUGUGAAAUGCCUACUCCAAAUUGUCAAAAAAGUUUACAAAGAUUUCUAGGCAUGAUAAAUUUUUUAGGUACCUACAUCAAAAAUCUUUCUACAGAGACAGAGAUAUUUAGAAAUCUUUUAAAAAAAGACUCAAUGUGGUUAUGGGAUGAAAACCAUAAUAAAGCCUUUCAAAGACUUAAAGAUUUAAUCACAAAAUCACCUAUCUUAUGUCAUUAUGAUAAUACAAAACCACUAACUUUAAGUGUAGAUGCGUCACAAUCAGCAUUAGGUGCAGUUCUGUUACAAUGUAAUAAACCUAUAGCCUAUGCAUCAAAAACUCUUACAGACUGUCAGAAAAGAUAUGCUCAAAUAGAAAAGGAGUUGUUUGCAAUAUUGUUCGGUUGUCAAAAAUUUCAUCAGUAUGUCUAUGGCAGAAAAAUUAAUGUAGAGACUGAUCACAAACCUUUAAUUACUCUCUUUAAGAAACCUCUAAGUCAAGUACCCAAUAGACUUCAAAGAAUGAUACUAUCACUACAAGUAUAUGAUCUCAAUGUAACAUAUGUUCAAGGUUCAAAAUUAUACAUUUCAGACACAUUAUCUAGAGCUGCUUUAUUGGAGUCUGAAGAACAUAGUAUAGAUAAUGACAUUGCAAUACAUGCAAAUAUGUUCAUAUCUUCUCUUUCAGUUUCUGAAGAGAGACUCCAAAUUUAUAAAAAAGAAACUCUUAAUGAUUCUA